AUAUCAUGAUGGCGCUCACAAAAAUACCGUUCAGUAAACAUUGGUAAAUUUUGUUCCAACAGAAGGUGUUAAUUUCUGUUGUUUCCAUGAUCAUGACAAUAGCAGUAACUGUUUCUCGUGUAAAGAAAUUAGAAUGAAUUUUGAGCUUGGAUUUUUCUUGGUUGUAUUUAUUCUGUUGGCUGUGGUGACAGAAAGUGCGGUAACUGAAAAGAAACGAAAAAAACUGUAUAUAUCUUUUCCAAAGGGAGCUACACUUUCGGUACAAAUAUGUUUGACUUACCAGAUGGGUGUCACUCCAGGAUCUAUUUUUACAGAAGCUGUGAAUUGGGGUAUAAACUACCCUCUAGAAAUAAAAGAAGAAAUGAAAAUGGACAUGGAACAAACCCCUGAAGAAAAGUUACUUAGGAGAGAGAAACGUGGUUUGUUUAGCAGAAUGGAAAAAUUGUUUUAUCACAUGGGCUACCAUGGUAGAGACUGUAUUUUGAGAGCCAUUUGCGAAUUCUCUUCAAUAUUUGGAUCAGCCGAUAAAACAAUGGAAAGAGAACUUCUGAAAAUAUUUUUCGAGUACACAUCUUUAAGAAAUGUAGAAUACGAGUCGAAAGAAGAUUUGAUCUACCAUCAAGCUCAGAAAAUAGGAGAAGAGAUGAAUAUUCCUUUCUGUGUCGAAAAAUAUCCGAAAUGUCAUUUUUCUUUGAUCGAUGUACUAACCGGUAGAAAUAGUGUUGAAAAUUUGCUUGAAUAUAUGAGAUGAAA
This is a messenger RNA of Harmonia axyridis, 753 nucleotides long. RefSeq lists its product as uncharacterized. The record is from RefSeq and is a predicted model, not a curated record. Bases 134 to 751 code for a protein of 205 amino acids. NCBI's taxonomy places the organism in Eukaryota, Metazoa, Arthropoda, Insecta, Coleoptera, Coccinellidae. The transcript has 4 exons.